Messenger RNA from Paramecium pentaurelia, 591 nucleotides. NCBI's taxonomy places the organism in Eukaryota, Ciliophora, Oligohymenophorea, Peniculida, Parameciidae. The record is from the annotation of a GenBank genome assembly.
AUGACUCAUAUCAGACCUUCAGUCCCAAAAUUUAAUGAUGAAUGUUUAACUCCAAAGAUGGAAAUGUCUUUAUUAGAAGAAGUUCAGCAUUUAAUUUUUAAAAUGAAUUUGGAUUUUGAGAUCGAAAAGAAAGCAACUAAAAUCAUUUAAACAAUUCCAUUAUAAAACACUCUCACUUCAGCAAAAGCUGUGAUAUUUUUCUGUCUCAAAGAAUUAAAUAGAAAAUUGCCUCAUAUUGAAAAAAAAGUCGAAUACGUCAUUAAAUACAUUGAAUAAUAGUAAAACUUAAAUUUUUCUCAUAUCUGUUAAAAAAUGGGUUUUGGUGAUUAAGUUUCAAGAGUAUGUGAAACUUUAAAAAAACAACUAGUUUAUUUGAUUGGCAAGUUAAACAUAAACAUUUAAAUUGCAAUAACAAUAAAAAUUGCUGCUGAUAUUAUAUUCUAUAAACAAGGUGGCUUAAAUACAAAAUUUUUAGCAUUCCAUACAAAAGUAAAUGAAGAAUAGUUAAAAUGUUCACUCAAUAGAAUUAAGCCAUUUUCAGAAAAAAUAAUGACUGAACUCUUCAAUCAUUACAAUGAUAAUCCUCUUUGA